CUCCGAGCGAGCACCGUCUCCUGUAAUGCAAUAGUGUGUCUGUGUGCCAGUACGACGACAUGGAGGGGACUCCUCCCAGCCACGGCCUGCCCGAGCCGGACGAGGGCAUCACCUCCGACCGCCGCCCGUCCACCGACGACCACGCCGACCUCUCCGACAGCGCCUCCGACACCGGCUCCGGCGGAGGGAAGGACUCCGGCUGCGAGGUCGCCGCCGAGGCCCAAGAGCCGCCCUACACACCACCUGAUGAUGAACUAGCUCAUAGGAUCGUCUCACAAGUUGAGUUCUACUUCUCCGAUGCCAAUAUCACAAAGGAUGCCUUCUUACUCAAACAUGUGCGAAGAAACAAGGAAGGGUAUGUGUCCCUCAAGCUCAUAUCCAGCUUCAAACGUGUCAAGCACUUGACGAAGGACUGGCGGGUGGUCGCCGAAGCACUCAAGCGGUCUACAAAGUUAGAAAUCAAUGAAUUAGGAACAAAAUUGCGAAGGAUUGACCCUCUCCCGGCGUAUGACGAGACGACGCCUUCCAGGACCGUGGUGGCAGUCAGGAUGCCGAUAGAUCGUCCCUCGGUGGAGAACGUGUCGCGCCUGUUCGCCGGCUGCGGCGAGAUCGCCCUGGUGAGGGUGCUGCGCCCCGGCAACCCGGUGCCGGCGGACGUGCGCCAGUUCCUCAACAAGAACCCCAGUUUGGUUAAUUGUGUGUGUGCGUUAGUUGAGUUUACUGAAUCUGAAUCUGCAAGAGAAGCUUUGCGUCUACAGACCCCUGAAGAUGACGGCAUGCGAGUGUAUGAGUUAAACGGUGUUCCUAGAGAGCCUAAGAGGAAGGCGGGUAUCAGACGCGCGCCUCCGAGGCGGCACGAGUGCGAGUACUCGUCGUGCUGCAGCGGCUCCGAGGCCGAGUACGACUACAGAUACGGCACGCCGUUCUACCGGAGGAACUCGAGCGGGUUCUUCGCGCCGCGCUCGCCGGAGAUCCAGACGUGGGUGCCGCGGCGGCCGUCCACGUGCAGCCACAGCUCGGACUCGGGCGUGUCGCUGUACUGCAGCUCGCGGCGCACGUCGGCCGCCAGCACGGGCAGCGCGGGCAGCGAGGGCUGGCUGGCGCGGCGGCUGUCGGGCUGCUCGGUGUCGGGCGAGUGCGGCGGGCGCCGGGUGUCCUGCGCCCCGCGCUGGGAGCCGCGGGCGCCGCUGGUGCCGGACGGCACGCGCGGGUUCCAUGCCGCCGCUCGCCAGCGCCGCAUCUCGGACCUGGCGCUGUACUCGCGCUAGAAAGCGCGCGCCAACCGUGACACCUUUCUAAUCACGUUGGAUAACCGCCUUUCACGUUCUGGCCGCUGGUUUUUUAAUCUAUUUCGCACGAGGAAGCGUCGCGUGUGUUCCGCGGUCGUUUUCCUCGCAGAACAAACUGAGUUACCUUCUCGAACGAUGUGAUCAUGCUCAUUUAGUCGUAAGCCACAGAACGCUGUGUCUAGUUUCGUAAAUCACUUAAAUAUAUAAUUUAUUAGUACAUUGUAUUUAUGAAUCGCGUAAUUUAUUGCGAAUGCGCGCGCGUCGCGGUCGAGUUUUCAUUUCGAGUUAUGUCAGAGUUGUGGGCACAAAAUGAACACGCAAAAUCGACAUUCAGGCGAUUGUAGACUCUGAGAGCGAUACAUGUUAAGAUCAGACAGAUGUUUAUAAGGGCGACGUUGCACCGCAGCGAGGCGAGCAAACAUAGCUCGUGCGAACACUUGCAAAGUGCAUUAACCGCUGGAGAUCAGUCUGUGCGCGGCGUCUGCGCGCGCGCGGUGCGGCGCCGCCUCAGCUCGGAGUAACAGAGCGCGUACACUUGUAGAAUGUAUUACGUAAGGUAAUUGCACACAUUCGACAACCGCUUCCUGUAAAAGUAACAGCCUCUCUUACUCCGAUUAGCAAAAUAGCCGCGACGCGCAUGGCUAACAUGUUUUUUAAAUUUUUUUACAAUUAAGUCAUAUUUUAACUUAAGUCAGUCGCCAUUUCAUGUUAACUGUCGUUUUAAUUAAGUCCUGUCGAUGUAAGUACAUUGUGAUGAUUAUGUAGAUACCGGGUUGCGCAACCCACUACUUUCUUGUGCGUUUUUUUAAUUUAUUUUUGUAUUGAGCAGAGGAGCGUUACAUGCUUGUGUCGGCACAACUAUUUCGCUUUUUAUGUUAAGUGACGCAUGGCGUUGUGACUUUUUGACAGAACCUUCGUGCUGAAUCUAAAACAAAAUAGUUGUAAUUACAUUAUGUUACGUAUAGUUAGAUUUGGUGCGUUGUCCGUUUAUGUUGAAGUCACACAAUCUCUGUAUGUUGUAAAGUUGAGAUGAUUUAUUUUAAAGAUAUAUAAUUAUAAGAUUUUUGGAGAAA
Messenger RNA from Helicoverpa zea (corn earworm), 2362 nucleotides. It is a transcript of the gene Achl, whose product is annotated as la-related protein 6. The transcript has a single exon. Lineage: Eukaryota; Metazoa; Arthropoda; Insecta; Lepidoptera; Noctuidae. Bases 60 to 1268 code for a protein of 402 amino acids. Gene Ontology annotation, biological process: RNA processing. Gene Ontology annotation, cellular component: nucleus. The record is from RefSeq and is a predicted model, not a curated record. Gene Ontology annotation, molecular function: mRNA binding.